Messenger RNA from Microplitis mediator, 1166 nucleotides. RefSeq lists its product as uncharacterized. The record is from RefSeq and is a predicted model, not a curated record. Gene Ontology annotation, molecular function: oxidoreductase activity. NCBI's taxonomy places the organism in Eukaryota, Metazoa, Arthropoda, Insecta, Hymenoptera, Braconidae. The coding region runs from base 75 to 1166 and encodes 363 amino acids. The transcript has 4 exons.
AACAGUUGUGUAUACUUUUAACUCAGGGUAUAAUCAAAAUUUUAUAAAUAAUUUUUUUAUAACUAACCGCCACUAUGAAGUUUCAAAAAAUUACCUGUGAUAGUUACGUGUUUCAGAAAUCUAAAGACGUGGAACAAACCGAAUAUGAUGCAGUUGAAGAAAGGCUUAAAUUACUUUUAAACGAAGGAUCGAAAAUUCCUGCCGAUUCUGAUGAGUCUGAAAUGAUUUUACCAGAUUAUUAUGAUCCAAUUAAAUUUCGUAUUGGCCAGAAUGUAUUUAAAAAAAAUAUAUUUACUAUGAUGAUUGCUAAAUUAUCUGGAUUGUUACUUCUUCUUACAGUACCUUCCAUCCUUGACAUUUUAAAAUUUACGAGACAAAGUGGUAAUCCGUGUGCUGCCUUUCGUAGAUACGCAGCGACAAUUCUUCACACAUGCAUCUGGUAUAAAAAUUCACCGGAUGAGGAUAGUGAAUUCUAUGUGUCCUUGAAAAAUGUACGAAGAAAACACUGUGUAGCUUCAAAACGUAGUUGUGAAGCUGGAAUAGGUCAAAUUUCACAACUCGAUAUGGCUCUUACUCAAUUUGGUUUCAUGGGUUUUACUCUUUUGUGUGCAGAUUAUUUGGGAGUUGCUACUAAUGAUGAAGAACUUGAUGGUCUUCUUCAUUUUUGGCGUGUUAUUGGCCGAAUGUUGGGUACAGAAGAAAGAUUCAAUCUUUGUAAUGGCAGUGUAGAGGAGAGUAAAGCUCUUUGUCGUAGACUACUUGAAGAGAUAUUCGUUCCAUACUAUGCAAAAAAAUCAAAAGAUUUCGAUGAGAUGAGUACUGCUCUCUUAGAAGGAUUAUGGCCGAUAAAUCCAUUUGUAAAUAAUAAAUCGUUUAGAAUAUUUACAUGUCAUCUGAUAGCUUCAGCUAUUCCUAAUAACAAUUACUCAUUAGAUAUCGAUGACACAUCAUUAUCAAUGUAUAGUAAAAUAAUAUUGAAUCUUCAGCUGUUUGUUCAUAAACAUUUAUUACAAGUACAUUACUGGUGGUCUAGUAUUUUUCGAGCUUAUUUUAAUAAUCAAAUGAAAAUAGGCUUUUAUCUUACAGAAAAAUUUCCAUUCUUAGCUUACAUACUUUAUGGAAAAAAGCGAUCGCAUUUUAAUAUUUAUAAAUUUCAUUUUGAUUGA